AUGGCUGAUGAUAACUCUCCGACGACGGAGGAGGCUAGAGAGAAUUUGAUCAGUUCGUUUACUCAUUUCACAUCUUUGUCAAGAAGACUUGUGAAUGUGAUUUCUCUAACUGAACCAAAGUGUUUGGUGAGACUCCAACAAAGAGAAGAAGCUCGAUCCUUUCUUCAAUCUCAUCACUGGAAUCUCGACGAUGCUGUCUCCGCCUUCGUUCAAAACAAUGUCGCCGUCGAGUCAAAUAUCUUUAUCUCUAGCGACCAACAAAACCCAGGAAUCCUCAAUGCUCGAGCUCCGUCGUCUUGGAAUCUUGGAAUCGAUUACGAUCCUUCGACGUCGCUGAUACGGUCGAGAUCUCCGUCUCCUCCUUCUCGCGCCAGAUACCCUAACCUGUCAACGGGUCAACCCGCCGGGGACAUCCGUACUUCCGGUGAUACAUCCGGCGGAACUGCUAAAGAUUCCGAUGAACCCAUGGAGAACUACGUCGGAGGAGAUCAAAGUGGGACGAUGGUGCAAGAUACUCAACAAGGUCGUGAAGAUGAUGAUGCUAAUGACAUACUGACGCUCUCUUUAACUCUGAGGAGGAACGGUUGCACUGUCAAUGAUGGUCCGACGUUCAAGACGUUCGACCCGAAAGACGAAGACUUUAUUAAGUACUUAAAAACGCUAAAGUCACCAUGUGAACUAAGAAUUCGUUUCAAUCUCAUCAGGCGUCAAGACGAAGACUACCAUGUUCCUCCAUUCCAAGGCGUAGGAAGAACUCUAGGAUCAGACUCUGUCUCUUCUGAACCACCAGCUUCAUCACCUCCUUCUCUUGCCACGUCAACGGGUCAACCCGCCGGGGACAUCCGUGUGUCCUCCGAUUCUUAUGAACCGCAGGAGAACUACGGCCGAGGAGAUCAAAGUGGGACGAUGGAGCAAGACCAUCAGGAAAGUGAAGAAAGGCCUCAAGUAAUCACGCCAGAUCUAACUCUCUGGAGGAACGGUUUCAGUAUCCAUGAUAUGCCGUUAAUGACGUUGGAUAGGCCGGAAAACGUAAACUUUAUUCAGGAAUCACCAAUGCCGUUUACUUCGUUCCAAGGCAUAGGAAUAAAUCUAGGAUCAGGCUCUGUCUCCGCUGAACCAUCAGUGAGCCUAGUGGUAGAUCCCGCAGCGCCAACUACCUCGAUCCAGCUCAGAUUAGCAGACGGAACAAGCAUUGUCUCCCGUUUCAACACUCACCAUACGGUUAGAGACAUCCGAGGCUUCAUAGACGAGUCAAGACCAGAUGGCUCCAGAGACUACCAAUUGCUCAGCAUGGGGGUUCCUCCUAGACCACUCACUAACUUGGACCAGACCAUCGAGGAUGCUGACAUCUCCAACUCUGUCCUCAUCCAGAAAUACUAA
This is a messenger RNA of Arabis nemorensis, 1380 nucleotides long. The record is from the annotation of a GenBank genome assembly. NCBI's taxonomy places the organism in Eukaryota, Viridiplantae, Streptophyta, Magnoliopsida, Brassicales, Brassicaceae.